AUGGUGAAGGUAGAGUCGGGCCACUGGAAAGACUGGGAGGUCUCCAUACAGACUCUCGAAGGAGUCAGUCUGCCGGAGCACAACAUACAACACACACCUCCCACCGACACUUCUCCCGGCAUCAUUAAGCUAUUCCUGGAGUGCGAGCACGACAAGACAUUCUGUAUUGCCGUGGACCGCCCCAAGCCCGCCAAGUUUGCCGCCCACAUCGAGAUCAAGAUCGACGGUGACAAGAUACACGGCAUGGUUCUCCCCAAGACGGAUCGCGAGGCCGUCCGUAAAUAUAGGCUCGAGGAGAUUAACGGUGUCGUGUACCGCAAGAGCUUGAAGUUUCAGCAAAUGACGCUCGUUGAGAAUGGGCCGCAAGCCGGAGGUGAUGGCCUUGGAGCGCUGGCGACAAUCAACGUGAAGGUUACAGCCGGAGACAGUAGCCGUACAAGUAGGGUAUCGGCCCCUCACCAUGGCCAUAUCUCGAAGGCUCCUCAAGGCGUGCUGGAUGAACGCUCCAAGAAAGGUCUCGUGGGCUCCUUUGUCGGCGGCGACAUUCUGAAGGUGGCGACCAAGCGGCAUGGUUCGGGAACGAAAUUUGACAAGCGCAACGACGUGCCCCAGUACAUCUUCGAUAUUUCAUACGCCACUCGCGACCUCCUUCGCGCACAAGGCAUCAUCACCGAACCCCGUCGCUCGACGACCAUUGCCGACGACUCUGACGACGUCAAGCGGUCGGCCCUCAAAACCUCGGGCUCUGACUCGGACGAGAUUGUCGAGGUCGAACGUCCCAAGCGCAAGAGCAAGAUGGAAAAGGUCAAGCAGAAGUCGUCCAAAAGGCGCAAGCAGGACAACACCGUGAUCGACAUGACUGGCGACGACGAUUGA
Messenger RNA from Apiotrichum porosum, 876 nucleotides. RefSeq lists its product as uncharacterized. The transcript has 5 exons. The coding region runs from base 1 to 876 and encodes 291 amino acids. The record is from RefSeq and is a predicted model, not a curated record. NCBI's taxonomy places the organism in Eukaryota, Fungi, Basidiomycota, Tremellomycetes, Trichosporonales, Trichosporonaceae.